Vitis vinifera (wine grape) is the source of this 1163-nucleotide messenger RNA. RefSeq names its product acyl-acyl carrier protein thioesterase TE3, chloroplastic. The record is from RefSeq and is a predicted model, not a curated record. Gene Ontology annotation, cellular component: chloroplast. The coding region runs from base 190 to 930 and encodes 246 amino acids. Lineage: Eukaryota; Viridiplantae; Streptophyta; Magnoliopsida; Vitales; Vitaceae. The transcript has 6 exons. Gene Ontology annotation, molecular function: fatty acyl-[ACP] hydrolase activity.
CGUUUGAGAACCAAACGCUUUUUCAUAAGAACCGCAGGAUUAGGAAUCGGAGGGAAGGGUGAGACCGUGAGAGCAGAGAACAAGCAGAAGGGAGGCGCAGGCCUUCUCCCUUUCAUGAAUUGUAACGCCAACAAAUGCCCAACGGCUCCAACUAAUUUCUCUCCCUCCCCCCAACAACUCUGAGAAUCCAUGUUGCAGGCUCUCCUCUCCCCCACGCACAUGGCGGUUCCCGCCUCACGUGCCCACACAAGGGGCCUCCGUCUCUAUCGUCCACCACUUCUUCUCCCGGCACCUCAGCCUCCUAGCAAUUGUCGCUCCCCACGACUCCGAUCAGUCCCCGCCGUGAGGAGCGCCAGUGGACUCGCUUUUGAUUUCAAAGGCGGAAAAGGAAUGAGUGGGUUCCUUGAUGUUGAGCUCAAAGUCCGGGAUUAUGAAUUGGAUCAAUAUGGUGUUGUAAACAAUGCUGUUUAUGCAAGUUAUUGUCAACAUGGUCAAACAGGUUCCAGGAAGUCAAGUCACAUCCAAGCCAAGAGUCCAAGUUUACAUACUUCCCAGAGCUUGGUAGUUGGUAAAGACAGAGUUGCAUCGAGGCACUUUGGAGAAGGUCGGCAUGAGCUUCUGGAAAAGAUUGGUGUCAAUGCUGAUGCUGUUGCUCGCACUGGUGAUGCAUUAGCACUUUCAGAGCUGACACUCAAAUUCCUUGCACCUCUGAGAAGUGGAGACAGGUUUGUGGUGAAGGUGAGGGUCUCUGAUUCCUCAGCUGCCCGCUUAUACUUUGAACACUUCAUCUUCAAGCUCCCAAAUGAAGAGCCCAUCUUGGAAGCUAGGGCCACAGCAGUAUGUCUCGACAAAAACUACCGUCCCGUUCGAAUACCAACAGAGAUAAGAUCUAAAUUGGUUCAAUUCCUACGACAUGAGGAAUCCCAUUAAGUUCUCUAUCUCAAAUGUGAAAGAACAAAUCAACAUUACAGUCGCUAAAUUACCUUUGCCACAACAUAGUACAUCUGUAGCAUGGUUCACUUCAUUUCAUAUAUUUUUUGUACCAUUUCAUAGAUCUUUCUGACUUGUUCAGAUCCUGAAUUUUUUAUUUUUUUUUUGGUCGCAGUCAAUUUUGUUAUACAUUAAAUUUGAUUAAUUUCCAUUAGUAGCAUGUGAUUGAAGUA